Molecule: messenger RNA, 399 nt
Organism: Hirsutella rhossiliensis
Lineage: Eukaryota; Fungi; Ascomycota; Sordariomycetes; Hypocreales; Ophiocordycipitaceae
Exons: 2
Coding region: 1-399 (132 amino acids)
Source: RefSeq, a predicted model, not a curated record
AUGCACGGGAAAGGCCGGCCCAAGGGCUCAUUGAACCUCGAGGCAGCAGGAGGUCGUAACGGCCACGCGGAGAGAGCCGUCAGCACACGAUAUCGCGGAAUCCGACGAACGCAGCGAGGCCACAAGGCCGCCGCCGUCCACAGCGCCGGCGGCUCUCCAAAGUACGAAGACGAAGGCUACGGCGCUGCUGAUGUGACCAAACGGGGGUUGGAAUACCUUCAAGCCAAUGGCGAUUCGUACGAGCCUGGCACAGCGAUGCCACGAGCGUAUCAGCGUGCCGUACGCCGCACGCCUGACUCUGACGAUGAGCUUACUGGCCCGGGCGAGACGCAGGGCACGAUUCGCUGUGCCACGCAGCCAAUGCCGAUACCCUCAAUUCGUCAGGAGGUGAGGAUAUAG